AAAGCGAGUGUCUCACUCCGAGAGGAAACAGUCCACUGUAAGCUAUCACCGGAAGUGUAUCGCUCCUCAUACCGGCAGAGAAGUCAAUCUGCAGGGCUAAGCCAUGGAUUGUGUUCGAAGCGGAGACACUGAGUGUACGUGUCUGUGCUCGCUGACCUGCCCCGUGCUCAAGAGGUCUUCGUCUCCACUCCGAGGCUGCAGGGCGAAGCAAGGUUGCGAUAUCCGAUUCAGCAAUAAACGACCGAAACAGCUCCAGAACCGAACCUCCUACGUCAAGGUCAACAAUAAGAUCAACAAGAAGAACAUGGCUGAUCAACUCUACGAGCCGAAUUCACGCGUGCGCGAUAUAGCCUUCAUCAAAAGCAAGGCUGAAUACGAUGCGCUCUACAAGCGCUCCCUGGACGAUCCUCAAGGCUUCUGGAAGGAGAUCGCCGAGCAGUUCCACUGGGAAAAACCUCUGAGUGGCAAAGUGUUCGACUACAAUUUCAACGUCAACAACGGCCCAAUCUUUGUCAAAUGCAUGGAAGGCGCCAAAACCAAUAUAUGUUACAAUGCUCUCGACCGGAACAUUGAGAGGGGACUCGGAGACAACAUCGCGUACUUCUGGGAGGGAAAUGAUCCAGAAGACACGUCAUCCCUCACUUAUACCGAACUCUUGCGGCAGGUCUGCAAGCUCGCCAACGCCCUGCGUUCGAAAGGCGUCAAAAAAGGAGACCGGGUCGCCAUCUACAUGCCCAUGAUCCCUGAGCUCGUUGUCUCGAUGCUGGCUUGCACGAGAAUCGGAGCCGUACACUCGAUUGUUUUCGCGGGGUUCUCAUCGGAUGCGUUCGCGGAGCGAAUCAUGGACGCCAAAGCGAAGCUCGUCAUAACCUGCGAUGGGACUUGGAGGGGCAAUAAACUCAUCAACUUGAAGAAAAUUGUUGACGAAGCUUUCGAGAAGCUUUCUCAACAGGGCUACGAAGUCGAUAAUUGUCUCGUGGUCCGCCACCUCACCCCAGAAGCGGGAGCGGAGGCGCCCUCGAUUGAAGGCAAACGCCCGUAUGCCCCUUUCAAGGAGCGACUCGGACCCGUGGAUACUUGGUUCCACGAGGCGGUCGAGAACCAACCCGACACCUGCGCUCCCGAGUGGCUGGACUCUGAGGACCCCCUAUUCAUUCUCUAUACCAGCGGAUCUACGGGAAAGCCCAAAGGGAUCCUCCACACCGUCAGUGGAUACAUGCUGUACACGGCUACUACGUUCAAGUACGUUUUCGAUUAUCAUAUCGGAGACGUUUACUUCUGCACGGCUGACAUCGGUUGGAUCACGGGGCACUCCUACGUCUGCUACGGACCUCUGCUCAACGGCGCCACCAGUGUUAUUUUUGAAGGAACUCCGUUCCAUCCCACUAGUGCUCGGUUGUGGCAGAUCAUCGACAAGUACGGCGUCACUCAAUUCUAUACCGCACCCACGGCGAUCCGAGCCCUGAUGAAAGAAGGGGAUGCCUUGGUCACAGGCUCGUCCUCGCGCUCUAGCCUCCGAAUUCUCGGAACGGUCGGAGAGCCCAUCAAUCCCGAGGCCUGGCUCUGGUAUCAUCGCAUCGUGGGCAACGAGAAUUGCGCCAUCGUGGAUACUUUCUGGCAGACAGAGACAGGUGGCCACGUCAUAACUCCAAUUCCCGGAGCGAUCUCUACGAAGCCCGGCUCCGCGACCGUUCCGUUCUUCGGAAUCGAGCCCGCCAUCCUCGAUGAGAGCGGGAAAGAACUAUCAGGAAGCGCCGAAGGCUACCUCGCCUUCAAGCGACCCUGGCCGUCUACCAUGAGGACGAUCUUCGGGGACAAUGAGAGGUUCGAGACGACCUACUUCAAGAAAUUCCCAGGAUACUAUUGUACUGGGGACGGCGGCCGUAGGGACGAGGACGGCUAUAUCUGGGUCACUGGUCGCAUGGACGACAUGCUGAACGUGUCCGGUCAUCUCCUAUCGACUGCUGAAGUGGAAUCCACCCUUAUCGAACACGAAGCAAUCGCCGAGGCGGCUGCUGUUGCGGCUCCGCAUCCCGUUAAGGGAGAGUGUCUCUAUUGCUUCGUGACACUUAAAGAGGGUUACGAGUAUGGUGAUUACAUUGCCAAGCAAUUGCGGGAUAAAGUUCGUGAGAGAAUCGGACCCUUCGCGGCACCUGACGUCAUCCAUGCCUGUCCCGUACUCCCGAAAACUCGUUCUGGGAAGAUCAUGCGCAGAAUCUUGCGUGGCGUGGCGGUCAACAAUCGAACCCUCGGAGACCUCAGCACGCUCGCUGACGAAGGAGUGAUCGAGACGCUGUUUGCGACUCGUCCCGACACGGCCCCAUCUCUAGUUCGCGUCCAGUAAAAGCUUCGCGUAUAUCUCGGUCCUUUCCGCUCCAGAAAGAGAACCACACCCUCUCCCCCCUCCGUCAGGUCGAAAUAUGACAUAAGGUCUAACAUAUCGUCUUCAAACAACUAAUUGAGUUACGGGUCUUCGUGAUGGUGAUGAUGAUGACGACGACCACGACUAUAAUACAGACAAAAGGUCGACAGACACAUCACUGACAGCUCCUCCGAACAGCGCUUCUGAUACUAGCUGGAAAUUCAGUUCCGAAAAGAAAUUGCAAUAUUCACAAAGGACGGAAAUCUACCGAUCGUAUCCUCGGAAAUUUCCGGAAAAUAGUGAGAAAAGCUGAUGUGAUCAUGAUGAGUACAGAUGAUAGAUGAGCGUUCUACUAUAUUUUGAAGCACGUCCCGAUGAUUUCCGUUGGAGUUUUGAAACAUACCUGAUUUCCAUAGAGGACUAUGCGACCCGUCUUCGUGCGCGACGAGGCUGAAAUAUCGGCCGCAAGCCACUCAGCCCUGAGGCGAGAUUCUGACCCGCGGCAUUUUCUAUUCGUGACCCAUUAUGAAUAAGUGACUCAACCUCCACUGACAAAUGUACCAGUCGUUCGUGAUCCCGGAGCUGUUUCACGGACUGAAUCAUUUCAAUGAGAGGUAUAUUCAUAGGAACUAUGGGGUACCUGAAAUGAGAACAAAACAACACGCUGGGAAACAUGAUGCUUAUUUUGUGUUGAAGUUCAAGCUCUCAGUUGUGUUUAGUACUUAAUCGAUGACACUUAUUGAAGGGUAGAGAAAUAAUGAUUUUAAAACAUGACAUGUAUCGUCAACAAGUCUCAGACGAGAAGCAGCUGAAGACAAACAAGGUCUCCACAAUUAAA
Messenger RNA from Galendromus occidentalis (western predatory mite), 3200 nucleotides. It is a transcript of the gene AcCoAS, whose product is annotated as acetyl coenzyme A synthase. The coding region runs from base 104 to 2344 and encodes 746 amino acids. The record is from RefSeq and is a predicted model, not a curated record. The transcript is spliced from 7 exons. NCBI's taxonomy places the organism in Eukaryota, Metazoa, Arthropoda, Arachnida, Mesostigmata, Phytoseiidae. Gene Ontology annotation, molecular function: AMP binding; acetyl-CoA synthetase activity.